AUGGUCAACUCAUCACCUGUAUUUAAGUUCAUUUUACUUAAAUGCAUCCAUUUAUCAGCAGAGCCAAGGGAAGGAGUGACAUCGAGAGAGGAACAGAGAAAACAAGCCAGACAUGAAAAAGUUCAGUCGUUGAUUGUCUCUGAGCAUCUUCCACAGCACCAGGAUGUGAUUAAUUUAGCUGUUACUACAGAACAAAGAAGACAAAAUAAGACAACCACAGUAAUGAAUGGUCCAUCUGAAGAAGAGACUUCAACAGAAAAUGCAGGAAAGUGUGAUAGCCGUGAAAGUGUUCAGUCAUCGAUCUUCUCUGAGCCUCUUGCACAGAAGAAGGAUGGUGUCUAUUUCCCCAGGGCUGAAGAUUGGAGAGGAGAAAAGGUAGCAAAUGGACAAAUGAAAGCUACUACUGAUGCUGCUGAUGCUUAUGCAGCAGCUGCUGAUGUGGCUGCUGCUGAUACUGCUGCAGCUGCUACUGAUGCUUCAGCUGCUACUGAUGUUGCAGCUGCUACUGAUGUGGCUGAUGCAGAUGCAGCUGCUACUGCUGCAGCUGAUGCUGAUGCAGCUGAUGCUGAUGCAGCUGCUACUGCUGCAGCUGAUGCUGAUGCAGCUGAUGCUGAUGCAGCUGCUACUGAUGCAGCUGAUGCUGAUGCAGCUGCUACUGAUGCAGCUGACGCUGCUUCCCCCAAUGAUGAUGAAGACAAUGAUUCAACAGCUGCUGCCCUUUCUGGUAAUGGUACUAGACAUGAAUUCAUCCUACAAAGGCAUUGUGGGAAGGCUGGUAACCACCAGUUUCCAGCUGUAGAACACCUGGAUGCUAUGGAUGAUCACCAGUUAUCUGAACCAGUCUCUGAGGAUGACGAUUUGUCUGAUUUUGACAAUAUAUUGAUGAUAGUUAACCAAUUCCAAAUGAACUAUAAAGAUUCUGGAAGACUGUUGGAAAUCCAGGAUGCAGUUCAUUCAUACAAAAUGAAAAUAGAACAAAAACAAAGUCACUCAGAGUUACUUACAGAAAAAAGUAAGAGAAUGGAAAACCAAGCUAAUGAAGUGCUAAAGAAACCACAAGAAACAGAAAAGGAGAAAUCACAGCUCAGACAUAAAACUACAGAGCAGCAACUAGAGCUCGUUGGUGUGGGAUUGGCUGGAAAACAAGAAACACAAUCAAGAAAUGCUCAUUAUCUCUAUGAAAAAAUUAAGAAGCAAUUAACUGAAAAAGAAGAGCAACAUAAAAAAGAAAAACAGCAACUUGAAAUGUGCCUUAUAGCACAAGACAUGGAACUGAGGCAUCUCAGAAAUGACAUGAGGAAGUUGCAAGAAGCACGGGGUCAAGAGACACAGGCUGAAGAGACUGACAGGGCAAUGCAGGGACAGCUGCAAAAGGUUGAACAAGAAAUUUUCACAUUAGAAGAAACGGUCAAAAAGCAAGCAGAGACAAUAGAACAACUUGAGAAAAAGCUAUUAAGUAAAGACAAAAGUUUGGUAAGAUCUCAUAAUCUAACACAAACAAGUCAAGAAUUUGUUAAUAACAUCAGAGAAAUGCAUGCUACUUCAGUAAUGAGAUAUUUGGAUCUCAGAAUUCAAAGUCUGGAAAGCAAAAUCUCUGAAAUGAUCCAAUCUCAUGAUGACUUCUUGGCUCUGGAAGACUAUAACAAACUUCAUCAGUCAUAUAAACUGAGGGAGACUGAAGCUCAGCUGAAGGCAGUCACAGACCAGUUCCACUUGGUGACUCAGCACAACAUGUCAUUACUAAACAUACUUGCCUCAGAGUGUCCCUCUGUCACAAAUUUUCACAAGCAUUUGGGCAGCCUCUUUACCCAAGAGAACAUGGUGACUCCCACUUCAAGCCCACAGUGUUUAAAACAGUACAGAACAGCCAACCUGGGUGUGUCUGUAGACAACAAUGAAGAUUUCAAUCAAGAACCCAUCAAGUUAGUUCUGUGUCCACAACCUGAGCUGGAUCACACAAAGAAGAAACACCAGGAAGCAGCUAAAGAGAAAACUCUAAGUAAAAAAUGUUUUAAAUGGACAAAAACAACAACUGAGCGUGAAAAUGGAAAGCAUAGUUUCUCUGAGAUUCCCAACACCAGACAAUUUGAAAUGGAGAGUCCAUUUGAUAUACCAAGACAUGAGCGAAUAGCAGAAGAUCAAGAAACUGUUGAUAACACACUAGGAAAUCAAGAUACCUUGUUCAUAAAUCCACAGGAAUCCAGAUUUGCAAAUCAGCGACCUGAACACUCAGAAGACACUACUCAUCAAGGAUCACACAAAGCUGAAUCAAAAGCGUGUAAGGACACCUAUCUAAAAAGAGUAAAAAUGACAAAGCGAUCAUCUCAUAAACAACUAAGGUCUAAGGGCAGACAAGCUGAGGCAAUGAGGAAGAACUCUGAGGAAAUGAAGCCUUAUAGUUCUGCACCAAACAUGUGCACCACCAGCCCUGCUCCAGGAUUUGCAGCUGACAGACUCAACAGUGCUUGGGAAAACAGCAGAAGUUUUGUGGGAAGAGAACCAUUGAUCCCAAGCUCAAGGCCACAGGCCUUUGCUGAGAGUUUGGCAGGCUUCCUAAAUAGGGAAAGAGAAGAAAAUCAACGAACUUUUGAUGACAGAAGAGGAAACCAUAAAGCUUCAUGCAUGAGGCCACAGGAACCCAAAAUUCCAAACCUGCAGCCCAAACACCCAGAAGAAUUAACUCAUCAAACCGCAUAUAAAGCUGAACCAAUCCAAUAUGAGGAACUCUGUCAGGAAAUGGUAGAAAUGACAAAGUCAUUAUUUCAUGAACAACUAAAGUCUAAGAACAGGCAAGAUGAGGCCAUGAGGAAAAACUUUGAGAAAACAGAGCUUUAUAGUUCUGCACCAAACACGUACUUGACAAACCCUGCUCAGGGAUUUGCAACUGGCCAUCCCCACAGCAGUCCAGAACAUAGCGGACACUUCAUUCAAGAAGAACCCUUGAUCCCAGGCUCAAGGCCAUGGCACUUUGUGGAAAGUCUAGAUAACUACCUGUGCAGGUGCAUUGUUGUUGCCUGUGGCAUUCACAGGCAAAGCACACAAGCUGCCGCUCAUCGUAUUUCGCUUGUGGCCUUGGAUGAUGGCCAUCUUACCUUGACUCUUGGAGAUGUUGCUCAGCAUCUAAAGCAACUCACAGUUUUUAUAACUGUAGUUGGUUAUCACCUGAGAAUCACCUACGCCUUGAUGUGUUUUCAGGAGACCAUCGUGGUACAGAAGGCACGACAGCAGGAGCUUCCACAGCUUGGUGAAUCAGAAAGAGAAACGCAUAUUACCCUCAAAGCCCGUCCCCAGUGGGGACCACCAGUGCUACAAGCUGUGGACCAGGUAUUCAAACACAAGAGUAGAUGUGAUGCAGGCAAUGGACAAGGUCCUUGGAUGGCAGAACACAUUCCAGAGCCCACAUCCAUCCACAUUAAAAUUUUGGAUGCCUCUGGUAACUGA
Phodopus roborovskii (desert hamster) is the source of this 3441-nucleotide messenger RNA. RefSeq names its product plectin-like. Gene Ontology annotation, cellular component: membrane. The record is from RefSeq and is a predicted model, not a curated record. The coding region runs from base 1 to 3441 and encodes 1146 amino acids. NCBI's taxonomy places the organism in Eukaryota, Metazoa, Chordata, Mammalia, Rodentia, Cricetidae. The transcript is spliced from 22 exons.